Messenger RNA from Stylonychia lemnae, 3033 nucleotides. The record is from the annotation of a GenBank genome assembly. Lineage: Eukaryota; Ciliophora; Spirotrichea; Sporadotrichida; Oxytrichidae.
AUGCUCUCUGAGAUAUAAAAUUCAAGCAGUUAAAACUCCUUCUCUAUCACGAACAUCAUAAAAGGAAUUGAAAAUAAAAUAAUCGAUGCAGAUGUGUAUGGGUAUGAGAUCAAACUAUAGUACAAAGGAUAAACUAAAAAUAAGACCUUAUUCGGAGGAAUCUUGACAUUUUUAACCGUUUUCUUGGUUUUAAGUUACUUCAGUCUCCAAGCAAGAGAGGUAAACAAUGACUCUAACACAGUAAAAUCUCUAAGUUCAUCGCAGGACUUUAGCUCUUAAUCUUUUAAUAUUACAACAAAGAACUUCGAUUUUGCAUUGAGAAUUUAGAGAAUGAUAAGUAAUGAGACAUAGAUUGAGAAUUUUAUCAGAUUUUUUUCUUUCAAAGCUUUUUAAAAAUAAGAAUAAACUACCAAUAACUAAAAUACUGGUGCUGUUACCUUUUUCCCACAAAAUAUACCAAUAGAUUUAGUGAAAUGCGAUGAUAGUAGAUUAAUGGGUGAUUCAGUAUAUUAGAGCGACCUAUAAAUUUACAGGAAUAAUCUUUGGCUUUGUCUGACCAAAGAAUUCAACUUACUCGUGGAUAAGUCAAAUUUCUAAUUUGGAAUAAGUAUUGAAAAGUGCAGUUAAAAUGAAUUAGAUUUGAAGUAUCCUGGUCUGAAAUGUGAUAAAAACUAAACCUUAAUCAAUAUGUUUUAACAGAGCACGAACAUUUACUUGUAUAGUACAAACAGCUUUUUUGACAUCUUCGAAUUCUAAAACGAUCCCGUAAAAGUUAUAAUAGAUGAGAACAGUUUCAAAAUGGUACCUGGAUCUACUAAAAAUAUCAAGUAUCGCUUAAGUUAUGACUAAGCAAGAGGGAGCACAUCUAAAAUGAUCGAAAGUCUUGACAAAUUUAACUAUAGGUUUCUUUCAAGUGAAUUAUCCAGCGAAACAGCAGAUAAUUCUACAAGUUAGGACUAGUUCAUUAAAUUUGAGUUUAUUAUGAGCAAUCAACUAUCCAUUACUGAAAGAAUAAAUAAAAACUUUCUAGGAGCUCUAUCUCAAACAGGAGGAAUCAUGAGUAUAGUAGUAGCAUUUUUUACAAUCCUAUCCAAAGGAAUAUAAGAAUUCUUGUUUUAUUCAAGUAUUAUUGCUUCCAUUUUCAUGACAGAGAAGUAAUAGGAUCCUAAGAAAGAAAAAUUAAGCUUUAAAGAGAAAAUUCUAGCAGCAUAAAAAUCCCAAUAGAAACACUAUUCACUUGAAACAGUGGAUGAUCCAACAUAAUUAAAUUCAGCAAGAAAUUUGACUAAUUCGCGUGCACUGUAGGAGCAAACAAUUAGAAGUGGUGGAUCAGUCAAGCAAAAUCGUAAAAGUUUCUCUGAUAAGAUAAAAGGUUGGAUUCCUUAGAGAUUCAAGAGGUAAAUGACCUUUGAAAUCAAUGAUAAUAAGACAACUAUAGUUCAUAGUAAGGAAACAGAAGCAAAAUAAUAGAGCAUAAGAGAUUUUGAAAAUAAUAUAAAUGCUCCCUAGACUGUUAGGAAUAAUAAUAUCAAUGAUCAAGUUGAUGAGUAAGUAGUCAGAGCAGAAUAUUCUCUAAAAUAGGAAAGAUUUACAAAUCUAAGUCUUAACGAAGCAGUCAUAAAUACGAAAAAUAUCAGUUAAAAUCACAUUGAUAAUUAGGAUUUAAAUGAAAAUGUUUUAAUUCAAGACAAGCUAAAUUAACUAAAUGUCUACGAAAAUUAUUUAUCCCUUAACAAUACUCAGGACUAUUUGAAUGGCAAGUUUUCUGAGAUAUCUUAACAUGCAUAGUUCAAAGAUAGAUUAAGAAUAGAAAAUGAAAAUAUGAAUGAUAAUGAGAUACUCUAAGAAUACAUCAAACAAGAAUAAAAUCAGAACAACUUCAUUUGCUAAUUUACAUCACCUAGAGGGUGUUUUUAACAUCAAAUUAAUUUGGAGGAAUAUAACUCCUAAAGAGUGACUUAAAAUAAUAGCCCUGAAAGACUGAUUUUAUCUAAUUAGGACGAGGAUAAAUAGGAAUGUGAUUCUAGUAAAAAGUUGGUAGAUGAUUAAAAUCUCAUAGAAAGCCAGACUUAGCCAAAGAGAUCAUUUAUUGAAAUUCUUAAGAAGUAAAUCUCAGCACAAGCAGAUAAUUAAAAUUCAGCAGCUAAUCUCUAAGACAUACAUUAAUAAGCAGUAAAUUAAUAAGAAUAAACCCUUAAAAUUGAAAAUUAAAAUAAUUAUGAUGCUUAGAAGUCGAAUGAACACUCUACUUUAGCUAGAGAAAGAGCAGAUAGUGAACAUAAAAAAUUUUAAACUCUUGGAGUAAAAGCUUAUAUGGCAUUAUUGACUGCAAUCAAAUAUCGUUAAUCUUUCAUGUAUGUCUUGAAAGAAGAGAUAAAAGAUUUUCUAAAAAACAAGUUUUGCUGUCGACCCAGAAGUAAGGAGCAUAAAAUGUAUAUGAUUGGAAAGUAAAAAAUAGAAAAGCAACUUGAUAUUUCUAAUCUUAUAAAGGAACUGAGAGUUUUGAAACUUGUGUCUAAUGUUUAUCUUAAUAAGCAUCAAAGAAAGCUGGUUCCAUUCUUUAAAAAGAACAUGCUGUCCUAAAAAUUAAGCAGAUAAGACAUUAAAAAGCAAGAGCAAAAUAGAAUGCUAAUGAAAAAACAAAACUAUUUGCAUAAUGCAUCAGAUAAUUUAUUGGAGUUGUUCACAGAUUGUAGAGCAGAUAAUAAGAAGAGUUAAAGAAUACUUGAUUGCCUUAAUGGCUAGUCUUUCCCUGAUGAAACUCAUCAAAGAACUUUGAAGCAAAAAAUGUUCAGAGGCAUAAUGAGAGAAUAUGCAGUUAAUUAAGUUUUGAAUCGAUCUGAGUUUGAUGUAGGCUUAGAUAGAUAAGACACUGUAGAUCAAGAGGAUAUUGAGAUUGAUAUUAGUCCAUAGGGCCCUGAAACAGAAUCUAAUUCAUUUGGUAUUGAAAUUGAAAGGGAAAUAGGAAUAGAGGGUAAUGUUUAAAAUUAGAGAUAAUUUGAGCUAAUAACUUCGCUUAACAGAUAAAAGUGA